GCAAAUUGACAGGCAAUUACCUGCUGGGACUUGCAAAUCUAGUUUUUGCUGGUCAUUUUGUUGUUAUUGUUGUUUUUCUGCGCAUAAAUAUUUUAGGACGUGUUCGGGAAUUUUGCCUCCGGGACCGUUUGUGAUAGCCAAAGACUGAACUUCAACUCUGAAAGCGAGGCUUCUUUGGGCAUCCGUCUUUGGAUUCUGGUUGCCCACUCUUUAAUGCACUAAUCGGCCAGUUGUUAGCCCUGUUUGGGUGAGGCCGAUCCGACUAACUAGAACUCAGUCCGGGACUCUUGGUAAUUUAGUCUCCCUCCUCUCCCACCACCCUCCGGUAGUAAUAAAGGUUCCUGAACUUGUAUGUUGAUCUCCCGGGAGCUACUUGAAGAAGAUCCGAUCCCUUGUUGCCGCCUAGUAGGAGCUGUUUUCAGGGUCCUUACUCAAUCGGCUUGUUGUGAUGCGUAUCCCCGUAGAUGCCAGCACGAGCCGCCGCUUCACGCCGCCUUCCACCGCGCUGAGCCCCGGCAAGAUGAGCGAGGCGCUGCCGCUGGGCGCCCCGGACGGCGGCGCCGCCCUGGCCAGCAAACUGAGGAGCGGCGACCGCAGCAUGGUAGAGGUACUAGCUGACCACCCGGGAGAGCUGGUGCGCACCGACAGCCCCAACUUCCUCUGUUCCGUGCUACCCACUCACUGGCGCUGCAACAAGACCCUGCCCAUCGCUUUCAAGGUGGUAGCGCUGGGGGACGUUCCGGAUGGCACUCUGGUCACCGUCAUGGCAGGCAACGAUGAAAACUACUCGGCGGAGCUGAGAAACGCUACGGCAGCCAUGAAGAACCAAGUGGCAAGAUUCAACGACCUCCGGUUUGUUGGUCGGAGUGGUAGAGGCAAGAGCUUCACCCUGACCAUCACUGUCUUCACAAACCCACCGCAAGUCGCUACUUACCACAGAGCCAUCAAAAUCACGGUGGACGGCCCGCGAGAACCCCGAAGACAUCGGCAGAAACUAGAUGAGACCAAGCCCGGGAGUUUGUCCUUUUCCGAGAGGCUCAGUGAACUGGAGCAGCUGCGGCGCACGGCCAUGAGGGUCAGCCCGCACCACCCAGCCCCCACGCCCAACCCUCGGGCCUCCUUGAACCACUCCACUGCCUUUAACCCGCAGCCUCAGAGUCAGAUGCAGGAUGCGAGGCAGAUCCAGCCAUCCCCACCGUGGUCCUAUGAUCAGUCUUACCAGUACCUGGGAUCCAUCACCUCCUCUUCCGUGCACCCGGCAACGCCCAUCUCACCUGGCCGUGCCAGCGGCAUGACAAGCCUCUCUGCGGAACUCUCCAGUCGACUUUCAACGGCCCCAGACCUGACAGCCUUCGGCGACCCGCGCCAGUUCCCCACGCUGCCGUCCAUCUCCGACCCGCGUAUGCACUACCCUGGCGCCUUCACCUAUUCGCCGCCUGUCACGUCGGGCAUUGGCAUCGGCAUGUCAGCCAUGAGCUCUGCCUCUCGCUACCACACCUACCUGCCGCCGCCCUACCCAGGCUCUUCGCAGGCCCAGGCCGGGCCCUUCCAGACCAGCUCGCCCUCCUACCACCUGUACUAUGGCACCUCCGCCGGCUCCUACCAGUUCUCCAUGGUGGGCGGCGAGCGCUCGCCCCCGCGCAUCCUGCCGCCCUGCACCAACGCGUCCACGGGCGCCGCGCUGCUCAACCCCAGCCUCCCCAGCCAGAGCGACGUGGUGGAGACCGAGGGCAGCCACAGCAACUCGCCCACCAACAUGCCACCCGCGCGCCUGGAGGAGGCGGUGUGGCGGCCCUACUGAGCGCCUUCGAGGGACUGAGCCCGGCUGCACCUGCCGUCCACACACAGACCCCCGCCAGGAGGGCCCUUGGAGGCCAACAGGAAGAUUCCCGGAGGGAAACUGUGAAUGCUUCUGAUUUAGCAAUGCUGUGAAUAAAAAGAAAGAUUUUAUACCCUUGACUUCACUUUUUAACCACGUUGUUUAUUCCAAAGAGUGUGGAAUUUUUUUUUGGUUCGGGGCGGGGAAGACAUAGCUCAUCCAGUUUGGCAAUUAUUUCUUAUUUCGGAGUUACUUUUCCGCACCUUAUCAAUUGCAAAAAAAAAUGUGUGUUUGCAUCUGGGUGGUCGUUAUUUUUAAAUAUGUAUAGAUCUGUGCUUGCUACUUUCUUCCUUUGACCAACUGAAAGAAAUACGGUUCCCUUCUCUACGUUUUAUUUAACUUUUGGACUUUCUUGUAGCUGGGAUUUUGGGGUGUUUUUUUUUGUUGUUGUUUGUUUGUUUUGUCUUUUUUUUUUAAAGAUACAGCUACAACUUUGGGUCAUUUUUUAACUACUGUAUUUCCACAAAGAAAUCCCUAGAUAUUUAUGUAUCUCGAUGUUUGAACAUUUGCAUAUGUGUUAAUACUUUUUUAAUUAUUUAAAUGUACUUAUAUUAAGAAAAAUAUCAAGUACUACAUUUUCCUUUAUAAUAGCCAAAGUUAAAUGUUAUUGCGUUGAUGAUGGCUAGAGAAAAAAAACAAAGGGUGGGUUGUGGCGGCUUGGUUACCUAGAGAUACUGUUUACAUUAAAUCCCUUUUAUGUUUUUCAAACAAGUUGGUAGCUAAUGCAGCAAUGUUUUCAAUCCGAUUUUAGACACUGGGGGUCACUCCAAGGAUCAGAAGUACAAAAUUUUCUGCCAGGCUCAACAAAGGGCCUCAUACCCGGCUCCUCCCCUUCAAAAAGAAAAGCAAAACUCCCAAAGGGUUCAGAGAGGUGCCAGUGAUUAUAGCUCCGAAGAGGAUUUUAUUUCGGCCUGGAGGUAUGCUUGCCCGAAGGCCUUCUGAUUCAGGCGUGCUUUAUAAGGGGGUUGGUUCAGGCGAGCUGGCGGACCCCAAAUCAGCCAAUAUGAUCCUCUAACUGCCUUCCACUACUAGUUCCUGUUCGUUGACGGAAACCAAAACUUGUGGCUGCACCCCAAAGAUCAAAAUAGAAGGGGUAAUAGUGCCUUUGAGGCCCAGUGGCUGAGUUUUAAGAGUGUGUACCCCAAAAGCCUGAAGGAGCCAGUUGUGGGAGACACCCUGUCAACCCGUGCAGGAUGCUUACGGGAAGCUGCUUGCUCACCAGCGUCUCUGAGUUGCUUCCAGCAGGCUGAGCCCCUAACCUUUGGGGUCUGUGCACUUUUUCUGUGCAUCAGCAUGAUAAGAAAGAUUCGUGUCUCUGCAGUCCAUGCUAUGGUUCAAACAGAUACCACGGUCACUGUAAAUGUAAUGGCACUCUCAUUAUAGUGGAGGACUUGGUCAAAAUUCAGUCGUUCUACAACGUAUAAACCCUAACUGCUGAUUUUGACAUUUGUGUGUUCAAACUGAUCUGGUUGUUUUUAAUGUACCUCUUGAAUUAGUUGAAAUGAUGUCAGGUCAAUUCCGAGGAGCGUUUGAAAGCAGGACUUCAGAACAGUGUUGGAUUUUUUUAUUAUUAUUUUAUAAAUUUAAGCAUUCAGAUUAGAUCUUUGGCUGCAGGCAGCGAAA
Molecule: messenger RNA, 3502 nt
Organism: Microtus ochrogaster (prairie vole)
Lineage: Eukaryota; Metazoa; Chordata; Mammalia; Rodentia; Cricetidae
Gene: Runx1
Product: RUNX family transcription factor 1
Biological process (GO): ossification; regulation of transcription by RNA polymerase II; regulation of cell differentiation
Cellular component (GO): nucleus
Molecular function (GO): ATP binding; DNA-binding transcription factor activity, RNA polymerase II-specific; RNA polymerase II cis-regulatory region sequence-specific DNA binding
Source: RefSeq, a predicted model, not a curated record